Messenger RNA from Lolium rigidum, 832 nucleotides. Its product is annotated as DNA-directed RNA polymerase V subunit 7-like. The transcript has 2 exons. Gene Ontology annotation, molecular function: single-stranded RNA binding; single-stranded DNA binding. The coding region runs from base 101 to 628 and encodes 175 amino acids. NCBI's taxonomy places the organism in Eukaryota, Viridiplantae, Streptophyta, Magnoliopsida, Poales, Poaceae. The record is from RefSeq and is a predicted model, not a curated record. Gene Ontology annotation, biological process: DNA-templated transcription; DNA-templated transcription initiation.
CCCCCCUCACUCUCUGGACACAGCGGCGACCAGCAGUAGCGCGCGGCGGCCAUCUCCGGCGCAAACUAGCGGGCGAGCGGCGGCGGUCAGGGAAUCAACCAUGGUUUUCCUUGAGGUGGAGAUGUCUUGGAAUGUUUUGAUCUCUCCUGACCAGUUGAGCCCCAAGGGUCUAUUGCUCCGCAAGUCCAUCAUCGUGCGUCUUCUAGAGGACAUAACAAACAGGAAGGCCUCCAAGGACCAUGGCUACUACAUCGCUGUCAGUGAGCUCAAGGCGAUAUCUGAAGGGAAGGUUCGCGAGCUUACUGGGGAUGUUCUUUUCCCGGUCACAUUCAACUGCAUCACUCAGAAGCCCAUGAAGGGUGAGAUCUUGGUGGGCUGUGUGGAGAAGAUCCUGAAGCAUGGUGUGUUCCUCAAAUCUGGACCGAUGGAGAACAUCUUUCUGUCGUAUAAGACGAUGGGCGAGUACAAGUACUCGGGUGGUGACAACCCGAUGUUCUUGAAGGACCACUCGAAGCUGGAAAAGGAUACCAUCGUCCGCUUCAAGGUCUUGGGGCACCGCUGGAUGGAAGCAGAUCGCCAGUUCCAGCUCCUUGUGACGCUGGCUGGUGAUUACCUCGGGCCGCUGUGAGCUGCUACCACUGGUUAAACAUUGGUCGAUGCUGUACAUUCGGUUAUUCAGGUGGAUCGAUGAAUGGGUGUGUUAGGUGAACUUUGCUGCCUGUGAUGUCUGAUGGAACAUGGUUGCUGUAACCUGUGGUAAUUGAUGGAAGUUCUAGUUGUGAUGCCAAGCAGAGUACUGUGAAGUAUAACGAGCCUGCGCAUUAACAUUUUA